Rubroshorea leprosula is the source of this 776-nucleotide messenger RNA. NCBI's taxonomy places the organism in Eukaryota, Viridiplantae, Streptophyta, Magnoliopsida, Malvales, Dipterocarpaceae. The record is from the annotation of a GenBank genome assembly.
CAUUCAUCAAGUUAAUUCUCAAAUUCAAAGCAUUUGUUCGUAGCCAGCAUCUAACAGUAGUAAUGGUGGAGAUCACUGUGGAGAUCACUGUUACGGACACUGACAUUGAAAAGGGAACAUUGACGAUUCCCGAAGAUAGUUUGGGAACACUUCGAUCUGGGCAACGGUUGAAGUUUACAGAUGAGCAUACCAGUCAAACAUGGGAUUUUGAGUACAACAAAACUGGUGGUUGUCUCCGUUGUAAAGAUUGGUUAGCUUCUGCGCGGGGGAAAGAAAUUAGGGCUGGUGACAGGAUCGACCUUUCCAGAAAUGGUAAGAACAUUAAAGUCAUCCCAAAAAAGUGAGAAAGUGGCUGCCCAUAUUUUCAUAUAUAUAUAGUUUUUCAAGUAAUCCCUAGCUAAGUGUCUAUUUUAGAAUAAGAAAUGCUUUUGACAGUUUGAUAUCUAUAUUUAGAAAAAUUAGUUCACGGUUGAAAAGCAACAAAAAUAUUGUUAUUGAUAUUUUUGUCCUUUUUCACUCCGAAUUGAUGUUUUUAAAUGUAGGAUAAACUGAAAAAUAACAUUGAUAUUGUCCAUUAGCACAUAGGUAUGUGAAAACUCCAUUAUCCUUUCUGUAACCGCUUGUACGUUUGGUUUUAAUUUGUGCAUAGGGAUGCUGGUUUUCUGUUAUGUACUGUCUAGAGUACUGAUGUUUCUCUAGAAUAUUAUCCAAAUUACUACAGUUAUGUGUGUAAUUAUCCUAUCAAUGUAAACUAAUAAUAAAAGUUUCACCUCUUU